This is a messenger RNA of Ictidomys tridecemlineatus (thirteen-lined ground squirrel), 2760 nucleotides long. The record is from RefSeq and is a predicted model, not a curated record. Lineage: Eukaryota; Metazoa; Chordata; Mammalia; Rodentia; Sciuridae.
AUGCCUUCAACUUCAGGCAAGGACAGCCUGCCCCUGGGCUUCAUUGGGUUUAUCAAGGGGGCGGGCACUGAAGUUCUGUCCAAUCAGAGGCGUGACAUUGAGAUCUGUCCAAUCCAGCGCAGAGCCCGUAAGGAGGGGGCGGGUUUCUGCCAUCCGGGGCGGCUGCUGUCCCGAUCUGUCUUUAUGUUCGCUCCUGCUGUCCGGGUCACUGUACUACGGAGGCGCUGGGAACCCACAGGAGAGCGUUGCGCUCCCGACCGCCGGGAAAUGGAACUGUUGACAUUCAGGGAUAUAGCCAUUGAUUUCUCUGAAGAGGAGUGGGAAUGCCUGGAGCCUGCUCAGCAGAAUUUAUACAGAGAUGUGAUGCUAGAGACCUACAGAAACCUGGUCUUCCUGGCCAUGAUCUCUCAUCAUACUCAGGAAAUAUCACCAGAGCCUGGCUUAGAACAUUUAUUGAAGCAAGUGAUAAAGAGAAGAUAUGGAUAUUGUAAUCUCGACUAUUUACAACAACAAAAAAAUGGAGACUAUGUAGGUAAGAGUGAAGGUCAGAAAUCAUAUUAUAAAGGACAAGACAAAUUAGAACUGACUAUGCAUAAUGAAAAAUUUACCAUCAGCAGACCUCAAGAACAUUUAAUAGCUCAGAAAAAUAUUCAAUGCGUAACUGAAGGACAAGUUUCUAAAAGGGAUCAUUUUGAAAGUUUCUUUACGAACUGUCCAUUAUUCUUCAAUGAACAAAAAGUUCCUUCUUGUUCCCAAACAUACACUUUUAAUGAUUGUGGGAAGGCCCCAAUGCACUCAUUACUGCUUAAUCAAAAUUCAGAUAUAGAUUACUGGAAAGUGUGUAACACAUGUAAUGAAACAAGCAACACCUUCAGCCAGGUCUCUACUCUAAGCAACCAGUGUACUUAUAUUGGAGAAAACAAUUACAAAUGUAGCAAAACAGAGAAGAACUCCAGCUCUGGUUGCAAUAUGACAGAACAUCAGUGUGGCCAUUGUGCACAGAACUCUUACAGAGAUGAGGAAUGUGGGGACGCCUUUCCUCAGUGCUCAAAGCUGAUGACCCAUCCAAGUACUCAGGGCCAAGAGGUGCCUUGCAAAUGUGAGGAAUGUGAGAGAGCUUCUAACCCAGCGGUUAGCCUUCCUCAAUACAGUGGAGCUUAUCCUGGAAGGGAGCCCCCCAAAUUUAAGGAGUGUGUCCAAGCAUCGAGUUGCUCACCCCUUUCUAAACACAAGUACCAUAGCAGUGAUCAACACUACAAAUUUAAAGAAUGUGGCACAACUUUUAAUCUAGAACCUCCCCCUGUUAAACACCACAGAACUCAUAGUGGAGAGAAACCCUACAAAUGUGAAGAAUGUGGCAAAUCCUUUAAUAAUUGCUCAACCCUUUCUAAACACCUGAGUUGGCAUAGCAAUGAGGAAACCUACAAAUGUAAGGAAUGUGAAAAAGUUUUUAAGAAUUUUUCAGUCCUAACUCAACACCAAAGUAUUCAUACAGGAGAGAAGCCGCACAGAUGUGAAAAAUGUGGGAAAUGUUUUACUCAAAAAGUAUAUCUUAUUAAACACCAGAGAAUUCAUGCAGGNGAGAAGCCCUACAAAUGUGAAGAAUGUGGGAAAGGUUUUACUCAAAAACCACAUCUUACUCAACACCAGAAAAUUCAUACUGGAGAGAAGCCCUUCAAAUGUAAUGAAUGUGGGAAAAGUUUUACUCAAAGCUCAAACCUUACUCAACAUCAGAGAAUUCAUGCUGGAGAGAAGCCCUACGCAUGUGAAGAAUGUGGAAAAAUUUUUACUCAAAGACCACACCUUACUGAACAUCAGAAAAUUCAUAUUAGAGAAAAGUCCUACAAAUGUUAACAUUGUGCUAAAAAUGGUUCAACUCUUAUUACACACUACAGGAAUAAUAGGAGAGUGAAAUUAUACAAAGACCCAAAUGUGACAAUGUGUCUAUAGUUGUUAAUUCCUUACUCACUGAAGCACUGAGUAAUGGGGAGAGAUAAUACAAGUGUAAAAACUGUUGCAGACCUCAGCAAUUUCUCAAACAUUGCUUAUCACUGGAGAAUUCAUAAUGCAUAGAACCCCUAAACAAUUUAAAUACCAAGUCUUUACUCAAAUUUCAAACAUUCUUUAACAUUAGAAAUCUGAUAUCUAUAGAAAAUGUAGAAAGACAUUUGCCUGAAAUAAAAUGCCUUAUAUUUAGAUAUAAGGCCAAUUGAUAACAGCAAAAUAUCUAUACUGAAUAAAUCCCUUGAAAAAAUAUUUUAAAAUAUGGCAAAGCCCUUAUCUGUACCUCAUAACUUGAAGUGAGAAGAAAAUGAGGAAUUGCCUUUAACUUUAAAAAAAAAUGUUUUUAGUAAUUGAUGGACACAACAUCUUUAUUUUUAUUUAUUCAUUUUUAUGUGGUGCUGAGGAUUGAAUCCAGUGCCUCACACUUCUGAGGCAAGUGCUUUAUCACUGCACUUCGGCCCUAGCCCUGCCUUUAACUUUUGCAUAAAAUUUAUUAAAUACCCUUGGCUAAUGUAGUAUAAAAAAUUCUCUCAAAUAAUCAUAGAAUAGUGUACAAAACUUGUCUCAAAAAUUACUCAAUAUCUUCACUUUUGAAAACUAGAGAAAACAAUCCUAACAGAUCUUUUUAUCAGAAGACUUGUUCCUGAGAGUUGUUAAUCUAUAUUUUUGAGACUUUACAGUGGAUUUUGAAACACUUUAUUCAGAGUAUGUAUGGAUUUUGUUACUAAAUAAAAGUAAAAAGUGUUAAUGUGUUAA